Messenger RNA from Saprolegnia parasitica CBS 223.65, 2796 nucleotides. RefSeq lists its product as hypothetical. The record is from RefSeq and is a predicted model, not a curated record. The transcript is spliced from 8 exons. Gene Ontology annotation, molecular function: zinc ion binding; RNA binding; 5'-3' DNA helicase activity. NCBI's taxonomy places the organism in Eukaryota, Oomycota, Saprolegniomycetes, Saprolegniales, Saprolegniaceae. Bases 1 to 2796 code for a protein of 931 amino acids.
AUGCGCCCGACCAUGACCCUCGAGCGGUGGCUCGACGCGACGCGCCUGAUGCUACAGCAAGAGCGCGACGCGGAGAUCGCGCAGUCCAAGCUCGAGAACGAUACGCUGCCCGCAAGCCUGAACCCGAACGUCCUCCUCCAUCUGCGCUUGGCGUCGGCGACAACCGGGCUCUUUGGCCGGACAGUUCUGCUGCUCACGCAAGGCCAGAACCGCGAGCUGCCGGCGCACCACUUUGGCAUUGGCGACCUCGUGCAGCUAAGCGUUCCGACGGCGUCGCUCACGCCUGCGGAUGCGAACGGCUUCCCGCGAGGUAUCGUCACCAAGGUCGAGGAGCACGCGAUUUCGCUUGCGUUCGAGGACCUCGACAACUCGGAUGAGUACCACAACCAAGCGCUUCGGCUCGAUCGGCUCGUGAACGACGCCACGUACCGCAAGCUGCACGAGGGCAUUGACCGGCUCGCCAAGUACAACGACGGCCCGGCCAUGAACAUCCUCAACGUCAUCUUUCACGGCGUCGAGCCGCAGACCAACCCGAUCUCGCCCUUGACGCCGUCGCGCCCGAUGAACGCGUCACAGAUCGCUGCGAUCGAGUAUGCGCUCGCGUCCAAGGACAUUGCGCUCAUCCACGGACCGCCGGGCACGGGCAAGACGACGACGGUCGUCGAGCUCAUCACGCAGUGCGUGACCAAGCACAAGAUGAAGAUCCUCGUCUGCGCGCCGUCCAACAUCGCGGUCGACAACGUCCUCGAGAAGGUCGCGGCGACCAAGCCCACGUUUCGCGUCACGCGCAUCGGCCACCCAGCACGACUAUUGCCGCAAGUGCUGCAGUACUGCCUCGACGCGCGCAUUGCCUCGGCCGACGGCACGGCCAUCAUCGCCGACAUCCGCAAGGAAAUGGGCGCGCUCCAGACCAAGAUGGCGAAAGCCCGCAAGCAGCGCGCCAAGUCGUCGGGCGUCUACGAGAUGCGCAGAGAGUGCCAACUGCUCCGAAAGGAGAUCCGCGACCAAGUCGUGCGUGAGAUCGUCGAACACAGUGACGUGCUCUUUGCUACCAAUGCGGGCGCUGCGACCAAGCUCCUCGCCAACCUCGUGUUUGAUGUCGUCAUCAUUGACGAAGCGGCGCAAGCCCUCGAAGCGAGCUGCUGGAUCCCGCUGCUCAUGGGCAAACGCUGUGUGCUCGCGGGCGACCAUUUGCAGCUGCCGCCGACCAUCAAGUCGGACGUGGCGGCGCGGGCGCACAUGACGCUCUUCGACCGCAUCACGCGCAUGGAGACAACCAAGGGCGUCGUCAAGAUGCUCUCAACGCAGUACCGCAUGCACGCAGCCAUCUCCGACUGGUCGUCUCAUGCCAUGUACGACGGCAAGCUCGCCAGCAGCGACGCGGUGGCGACGCGCUUGCUUGGCGACCUGGCGCAUGUGACGCACACGACCGAGCUCACCGCGCCGACGCUGCUUUUGCUCGACACGGCGGGCUGCGGCCUCGACGAAGACCAAGACGAGGCGCCCACGCACGAAGCGCUGCGCGUCUCGAAAUCGAACGCAGGCGAAGCCACCAUCGUCGUCGCGCACGUCCGUGCGCUCUUGAGUAUCGGAUUGCGCCCGGAUGAGAUCGCGGUCAUCACGCCAUACAACGCACAGGUGCAGCUACUCAAGCGUUUGCUCUUGCCGUCGCUUCCGCGUCUCGAGAUCCGGUCCCAAUCCAAAAAAACAGUCGGGUUCUUGGCCGACGACCGUCGGAUGAACGUCGCGAUCACGCGCGCGAAGCGACACGUGGCGCUGGUUUGUGACACGGACACGAUCGGAAAGCACCCGUUUUUACACGCACUGGUCGAGCAUUUCGAAGCGCACGGCGAGUACCGCAGCGCGGAAGAGUACUUGAGCGCGACGCGGGACGAGACGACUGCCAACAUGUUUGAUUCGAACGCGCUGCUCUCCGAGCUGCAGAAAGACGCCAACGAGGCGAAAACACCCAAGGCGAAGCCGACGACAAAGCUGGCACACGUCAAGAAGAGUGCUCUCCCCACACAAGGACCGCCGACACCCCCAACGUCGGUGCCAAGCCCCCCAACGUCGGUGCCAAGCCCCCCAACAUCGGUGCCGACGCCGUCCGUACCCGUAGCGACACCUCCACCAGCGCCCAUCAACGCCCCGGGGCAUGUACCGGUGACUGAAGACGACGAGUCGGAGGACGAGCCGCCGCCAACAUCGACAGCGAGCGCGUUUGGAGCACUCGUCGAUGACUCGUCCAGCGACAGCGAGCCCGAUCAUCUUGGCGACGACGAGGCAAAGCCAGCGGCUACGAACAGCCUGCUCAGAGACCUCCAUAAGGAACGUGUGGCGCGGCAAAAGGCGCUGGCGGUGCCGAGUGCAGCAUCGUCUGCCAAGAAGAAGAAAGGGAAACAAAAGAAGGCUCCAGCGAGCAUCCCAGUGGCGCCGAUCGCAGACAAGGCGCCGGACGAAGACGACAUGGCGUUUCUCGAUCGCGUCGCGACGCAAGCGACCGUCUGCGGCGUAGCCUCGUGCGCGCAGCGCAUUACGCUCAUGGGCAGCGUGUGCAAAUUCUGCCACUUGAAAUUUUGCUACUCGCACGGCCUUCCCGAAGUGCACGGCUGCGGACCGGCCGUGCGCGCGUUCGAACAAGCGCGGCAUAAGACAGCGUCGUCGGCCGUCAAGAGCAACUCGUACCAAGCCAAAGAGAAGCGCAAGCUGCUGCAAAAGGCCCUCGACGAGAAGCUGGCGGCCAAAUCCACCGACCGCAAGUCGACAAAGGCGACCAAGGCCAAGGCCAAGCCAUAA